GUGCCAGCGGGCGCGGGCGGCGACGGGGCUGAGUCCCUGCCGCGAGCCGAGCCGAGCGCAGCGGGGCCGGGGCGGCGGCGGCGGGACGAUGGCAGCGCCCUCCGGAGCCGAGGCGGCGCUUGUAGCCCGCGGGCGCCGGCUGUGGUCGGUGCUGGCGGCGGCGCUCGCGCUGUUGACCACCGGCACGUCCGCCCUGGAGGUAUAUACGCCGAAAGAACUCUUCGUGGCAAAUGGGACACAAGGGAAGCUGACUUGCAAGUUCAAGUCUCCCAAUACCACCGGCACGUCGACCUCAGUCUCCUGGAGCUUCCAGCCAGAGGGGACGGACACCAGCGUGUCGUUUUUCCACUACUCGCAAGGGCAGGUGUAUCCUGGGAACUACCCACUGUUCAAGGACAGGAUCCGCUGGGCUGGGGACCUCGACAAGAAGGAUGUCUCCAUCAACAUCGAAAACAUGCAGUUCGUACACAACGGGACCUACAUCUGUGACGUCAAAAACCCUCCUGACAUUGUCGUCCAGCCGGGGCACAUUAGGCUCUAUGUCGUAGAGAAAGAGACCUUGCCGCUGUUUCCAGUUUGGGUGGUGGUGGGGAUAGUAACCGCCGUGGUCCUAGGGCUCACCCUGCUCAUCAGCAUGACCCUGGCUGUCCUCUAUAGAAGGAGAAACGCUAAGCGGGAUUACACUGGCUGCAGUACCUCAGAGAGUGUGUCACCGGUUAAGCAGCCUCCGCGCAAGUCCCCAUGCGACACAGAGGGUCUGGUAAAGAGCCUGCCUUCCGGAUCCCACCAGGGCCCGGUCAUCUAUGCGCAGUUAGACCACUCUGGCGGACAUCACAGUGACAAGAUUAACAGGUCAGAGUCUGUGGUGUACGCACACAUCCGGAAGAACACAGCCUGAGCGAGAAGCAGACGCAGACCGGACUCUUGUGCAGGAAAUACACCUGCCCGUGACCACGUGUGACCUUGGAGACCUGGGCAAGGGCGAGCACACGUGUGUCCACGGAGGAAGAGACGUGGAUGGAUGAUGCGCAGAACUAUUCUAUUUAAUCACACGCAGGGGCCAGCGUUGCAUGAUGAGAUGCUAUGAUUCGACGUGUGUAUCAAUGGUCUUGCCGUUUUGUGCUUCCUUUCAGGGUCAUUUACGGUUGAGCAAAGUCACAAACCCAUUCCUGUCACUGUCCUUUAGAUGUGGAGGUAGUGGAUCCCUGUAUUCUAGUAGACGUGGCCCUUUGGUCUAAGGGCUUAACCAGUCUUAGCUUUUAUCGUGGUUGGGGAGCGGGGGUGCUAACGCCGGAAGCACCCGGAAGCGCGUCCCGGUGGCCUCUACCCAGUGUCCGCACCACCUGUCAGGCUGUCUGCCGAGCUCUGCCACUUAAACACAGUUGGAAAAUGUU
This is a messenger RNA of Hyaena hyaena (striped hyena), 1394 nucleotides long. RefSeq names its product myelin protein zero like 1 (gene MPZL1). Gene Ontology annotation, cellular component: focal adhesion; membrane; cell surface. The record is from RefSeq and is a predicted model, not a curated record. Bases 89 to 898 code for a protein of 269 amino acids. Lineage: Eukaryota; Metazoa; Chordata; Mammalia; Carnivora; Hyaenidae. The transcript is spliced from 6 exons.